Nicotiana tabacum (common tobacco) is the source of this 954-nucleotide messenger RNA. NCBI's taxonomy places the organism in Eukaryota, Viridiplantae, Streptophyta, Magnoliopsida, Solanales, Solanaceae. The record is from RefSeq and is a predicted model, not a curated record.
AUGGUUCGUACUCGCAACUCUAAUACCGACACUCAGGAUGUUACUCAAGAAACUAUUGCUACUAUUAUGGCUAAAGGUAGAACUAAGAAGGCUUCAACUCAGAAAAGGAAGAGUAAAUACACAAAGGGGGUUCAAGAUCCAGUGCAGCCCCCAACAGCAGCUCCGGCUCAGACAGCUAUAUCUCCAGAGGUGGGUCAGAUGUUUAAUGCUGUCAACAGUGCUAUGGAGAUGUUUAAAGCCUUCAUGGCCAGCCAGAAUGAGAGAAGAGAUGCGAUCCCACCUCAAUCAAAUAGACAGAACAAUUUUGAGUCCUCAAAAGUGAAUGAAUUUUUAAAGUUGAGUCCUCAAUUGUUCCAUGGUUCUAUAGCUGAUGAAGAUCCAAUGUUAUGGCUGGAGGGUGUCAAGAAAGCCCUUCGAGCGAUGAAGGUAUUUGAUAAUGAAGCUGUGGAGCUGGCUGCUUACCAGCUUAGAGAUAUGGCUGGCGCUUGGUUUGAGAUGUGGGAAAAGGAAAGAGAUGAAGAUGAUGGUCUGCCUACCUGGGAAAAAUUUGAAGAGGCCAUCAUGUCUAACUUUAUCCCGGAAGAGGAUAGGGAAGCUAAGGCUACAGAGUUCGAACAGCUCAAGCAAGGGAAUAAAAGUAUGCAAGAGUACUACAUGGAAUUCAUAAGGUUGGCUAAGCAUGCUCCUCACAUGGUUAAGAUAGAAAAAGCAAAGAUUCACAGGUUUGUUGGCGAUUUGGAUUACCAUAUUAAGGAUACAACAUCAGCUGCAACGGUAAGAAUGACAACUUUCUCCUCUGUUGUGGGAUUCACCAAGCAUUUAGAAAAAGAUAGACAACAAAUGAGAGAAGAAAAGGAGCAUAACAAGAAAGCCGGGACAGUGGGUAGGUUUAAUGGUACAUCUAGCGGAGGUGGAAGGGGUUCCUCCAAUAAGGAGUCAUUAGCACCAGCUUAG